UUUAUUUUCUGAGAUAUUGGAUAUGGGUGGGAUCAAAAUCUAAUCUUAUUUAACUCGGAUCACUGUUACAUCAUCUCUCAGUACAGUGUUUUCUUCAUGUCUGAAGCAAACGAGAGAAGUAGAGAAAUGAGUAGAAGUAUGUUCCCAAGAGAUCUGCUUCAGAGAUAUACCCCUAUCUCAGCUAAAGUUGUAAAUGGUAAAGAAGUAGACGAGGAGAUUGAGUUGGAUCUUAGUUUAUCUCUUGGCGGGAGGUUCGGAGUUGACAAAAGCAAGCUCGCGAGAUCUUCCUCUGUCGUGGGCCCCACGAUGCCUUUUCCCCGGGAGAAUCAUCAGCCAGAGACAGAGAUGAGGCCUGUCGAGACAUCCGUGGCGGGACAUAUGGGUUUGCCGAGAACGACGUCGUUGCUGGUGGAGACGGAGGAAGAGUGGCGGAAGAGGAAGGAGAUGGAGAGUUUAAGGAGAAUGGAGGCCAGGAGAAGGAGAAGCGAGAAGCUUCGUGGCAGAGGCAGCGGCAGCGGCGGAGGGAACAUCAUCAAACCAACCGAAGCUAAUAAUGAUAGUGUUCCGGGAGAAGGUUCCACCACUACGAGGCGGCGAGGUAGGCCGCGGUCGGUACUGCCACGGUGGUCAGGGACGGCUAACGAAGCAUCUAGCGAAGAAGCAAGAAGCUUACCGUCGCCACAGCAACAACAUCAACAGGGAGCAAUGGCAAUGCCGAAUAAUGGGCUAAGAAGAUUGAGUUCAGUGGACAUGAGGAUAGAGCCGCCACCACAAGGGAACGGUAAAAAAGAGAUGCCAUGUGUGUUCACCAGGGGAGAUGGACCUAACGGGAAGAGAGUUGAUGGGAUUCUUUAUCGAUACGGUAAUGGAGAAGAAGUGAAGAUCAUGUGUGUCUGCCAUGGUGAUAUCUUGUCUCCUGCUGACUUCGUUAAACAUGCUGGUGGUCCUCAUGUUGAUCAUCCUCUUAGGCACAUUAUUGUCAACACUUCUUCUCUUUCUAAUCUCUUUUAGAAACCCCCUAACUCUUCAUUUGAUCCCUUUUAUUUUUAAGGCCAGAUUUUAGA
This is a messenger RNA of Brassica oleracea var. oleracea, 1064 nucleotides long. RefSeq names its product ninja-family protein AFP1. The record is from RefSeq and is a predicted model, not a curated record. The transcript is spliced from 2 exons. Gene Ontology annotation, biological process: response to abscisic acid; signal transduction; negative regulation of DNA-templated transcription. Gene Ontology annotation, cellular component: nucleus. The coding region runs from base 97 to 1011 and encodes 304 amino acids. Lineage: Eukaryota; Viridiplantae; Streptophyta; Magnoliopsida; Brassicales; Brassicaceae.